Messenger RNA from Zootermopsis nevadensis, 1982 nucleotides. Its product is annotated as trypsin alpha-like. Gene Ontology annotation, biological process: proteolysis. The record is from RefSeq and is a predicted model, not a curated record. NCBI's taxonomy places the organism in Eukaryota, Metazoa, Arthropoda, Insecta, Blattodea, Termopsidae. Gene Ontology annotation, molecular function: serine-type endopeptidase activity.
ACGUCAGUUUUGUUCCAAACGCCGACGAAAUGGGGCACGCAGUAAAAUCAGUUUGUGUGUUGGUCGUGAUGUUGGCUUCUGCAUCUGUAUCACUAAGGCUCGGUACGAAGAAUGAAGAAUCUUCAGCUUUACGAAAUUCAGAACCCAGAAUUGCCGAUGGUGCAAAUGCCACUAGUAACGAAUUCCCUUAUCAGGUGGCCAUCGUUGCAAAAGGAACUGCAACCCUCCGAUGCGGAGGUGCUCUGAUCGGAAAGAAUUCUGUGCUCACAUCGGCAUACUGUGCUAACCUAGGGACCGCUUCUGAUAUACAGGUCGUCGUCGGCAACGUCAAGCUGUCUACGGAGCCCCCGUCUCAAGUGGUUGACGUGGACAUCAUCUUUGUUCAUGAGGCAUACGAUAUAUCUGGAAGGGUGAAUGAUUUGGCUGUUCUGCAGCUCGCCCAGACCCAAAAUAUCGGACAGCCUUCUGUGGACGUCGUAAAAUUGAGGAGCUCAAAUGUUGCUCUGAGAAGCCAGUGCAGUUUCACUGGGUGGGGAUCAGAUACUUGGAAUGGUGCAGCGUCUGACGUUCUCAAGAAAGCGAACCUCACCAUUUUAAGUACCACCGACUGUGUGUCUCAACUGGGGCAGGAAGUUCAGGUAGACCAGAUCUGUGCCGUUGGCGAGGGGCCAAGUAACGCGUGUUUCUUGGACGAGGGAGGUCCACUGGUGUGCGACGGCGAACUAACAGGAAUCUUGUCCCACUCCCUCAACUGCGGAAGACAGGGAAAACCAAGUGUCUACGCCGAAGUGGCCAAGCACAAAGCCUGGAUUGAAAGUCAUAUUGUCGAUGCGGCUUCAGUCAAUAGUCUUAGUCUCUUAACAAUACUAGCGAUGCUAACCGCACUUACGACUUUCUGGAACAGUGCUGCGUAAGUGUUUUUGGUACGAAUCAUGUUCUUCUCUUCGAUACUCCUGAGUAUCAGCUACGAAUGUAAAUAAGUGAGCUCUAACUGACUUAAUCCAUUAAAAUGUCCUCCUUCAGAAACUGAUAGCUUCUUAGCUGGUCAGGAAUUCCUCUGCCUCGUAUGGAACCCUAAAGAUCGCACUCGUGCGACUGAUUCUAGACACACUCUAAACCCUGGCGCAUUAAUCAUUUACAACUUCAAGCUUUCAGUCUGUAACUAUGUUAUUUUUCAUGACAACAACGCGGAACUGAACGCUACUUUCAGAUUGCUGUGAGAGUCGAACAUAUUCAAAAUAAGAGUCGCUAAGACUCUCUUCGUCUUCGACAACUGACUUCAGAAAUGAUAUCAGAUUUACAACUUAUCCAACUGAUUACAAAUACGAUCAAUACCAUUAAUUAAAGAAUAUAACACGUUCAUUUGUAAUUAUGUUAACUUACACAAUUAAUUGUUACGGUCUCUUGUAUUAGGCGAGUGGCUAACAAAAUGAAUAACCCUUUUCAUGUGAAUAGAAUUUAAUAAUCCAGUCCCUACAGCAAACAAAACGCAACGCAUCUCCUUUACGAAGAUCCGUCAGCUAAUGCAGUUUAACCCUCGUACUGCAUCAUUUGACUCAGUCGCAUGCAGAAUUGACCUCCGUUUGCCGUGGCACUCGACUUCGAUCGCUGAACCGUGAAAAUGUAUCUUUGUUGGUCUGUAUAGUGCUGCCACGUAGUUUGAAGCUUUUGAAGUCGUUACAACACAUUUAAAGAAACAAAUCGAAAGUGCGUCGUACUUAUACCUUAAAAUGUCGUGAUUUCAAGGAAGUGAUGAGAAAAUAAUCCGUGGCAAAAGGAUGGAUAUGAAACCCAUAAUUACACUCUGUGUGGGAAAAAUUCAGUUAUUCACUAAUAAAACGUGUGUUACGUAUAAUUACCACUAGGCUUUUAAAGGUUUACAUUAUUAAUUACCAAAGAGACCCACUCAGUUACAAAUGUGCUAAGUUGCUAACGGAUUUGAUUCCGUCAAACGCCUUAAUAAAUGACCUUUCCUUCCUGUU